This is a messenger RNA of Alternaria atra, 1725 nucleotides long. RefSeq lists its product as uncharacterized. The transcript has 2 exons. Gene Ontology annotation, molecular function: structural constituent of ribosome. Gene Ontology annotation, cellular component: ribosome. NCBI's taxonomy places the organism in Eukaryota, Fungi, Ascomycota, Dothideomycetes, Pleosporales, Pleosporaceae. The coding region runs from base 1 to 1725 and encodes 574 amino acids. The record is from RefSeq and is a predicted model, not a curated record. Gene Ontology annotation, biological process: translation.
AUGGCUUCCACGAGGAUAUCCGCGCCCAUGCGUGGCGUCACACACCAAUUGAGGAGUCUGUCGAUACGGCCGAAUGCGCUGUGCACGCGCUGUGCCAAAUCUCUAUGCACGCCCACCACCCGCUCAAUAACGACAUCUGCGCCCUCCAAAGCCACGCUAUCGUCAAUACAUACCAAGACCUAUGCUCCUGGAUAUGUACCUGUGAAGCCUUUCGAGGAGCAGACAGUGCUCGCGACUAUCCACCAGUUCCCUUCCCUUGAACCGCUCCGAUUCGAACAAUACCCGGCAAACCACCUCUACCUACCCACACGACGAGACAUAUUACACCGCGCUGUUGUCUACGAAGGAGAUAGUGCACGGUUAGGUACUGCUUCUACAAAGACAAGACAUGAAGUACGAGGUUCAGCAAGGAAGAUCCGGCCACAAAAGGGAACAGGUCGCGCUCGUCUGGGAGACAAGAAGUCGCCCAUGCUGAGGGGUGGAGGUGUCGCAUUUGGUCCCAAGCCCCGCGACUUUGCGACGGAACUACCCAAGAAGGUCUACGACCUCGCAUGGCGGACAGCACUCUCGUAUCGGUUCAGGAAAGGCGAGCUGAUCAUUGUGGACAAUGCAAUGGAGAUUGAGAGCCCGUCUAUAAGGUUACUAGGUGACAUCUUCAAGUACCAUGAGAAGCUGCACGGCAAGGGCAGGAGCUUAAUGGUCACAUUGGAAGAGCGACCGUUACUUGAACAGGCAUUGGUAGAGAUGGAUCGCGGUGAGCAGACGCUCACAUGGGAGGAAGUCGACGUCAAGAACCUCCUCGAAUUGUCGCGCGUCAUCAUCGAGCGUGACGCACUGCACAACAUUCUUCUUUCUCACGAGGAGGACCUCACACACAAAGCCAUCACGCCCUGGCACAAGAGCCUCAUCCGAUCAUCGCCACCCACAGAACUCGAAUCAACCAUCGGCUGGGAAGAGUUCCGCGAACUUUCCCUCUCCGACCCCAAGGAAAAGGACAGCAUCCGCGCUGGAGUCUACGAGAGCGUAGCCGGAACCCGCUACGCCUACGCUGAGUCCCUCCCCCAAGGACCCAAGCGCUCCGAACUAACAGUUUCCGCCUACAACCUCCUCGCCGAAGCCAAGGAACUGCAGUUCGCAGAAAGGACUGGUCGCUCUUUUACCGACUACCUCAGCGACCCAAACAAUGAACAGUGGCCCCGUAUCCAGGCUCUUACCUACCAGAUCGACACAAAACAUGAUCUCGCUGGUAAGGCUUUGAACACGGAGAGACUCGAGUCUGAGGAGAUUAUGAUCGAUGUCUGGCAGCUUCAAGUACAGAAGCAAGAAGUAGAAUACGAAGCCGCGUUACUCGCAGCACAGAUCCACGAGCACCGCUCCGAGGCGCUUCGUCUCAUCGGCGACGAAGCGAGUGCCGAAGAGCAGUUGGAGUUGGCCAGCGGUGAGAGGAACAAUGUCGAUAACGCGGAAGUAGUGCUUUUGGAAACUAGGGUUGAGCUUGCCAAGCAGAAGAACGUCGCUGCUACGCUCAAGGGCCAUUUCGCUGGACAGCAGAAGACAAGGGGGGAGGUUAGGCUUUGUGAGGAGAAGCUAGAGAGUAAGAGGGCGGAGAUUGCGGCUGAGACUGCGGAACUUGAGAACAUUGAGGACGAGGAGGUGCAGGAGGUGGAUGUUGCGACUGGAAUCGAGACGAAAGAUGAAAAGGUCAAGGAGGAGAAGAGGUUAUGA